This is a messenger RNA of Trichosurus vulpecula (common brushtail), 652 nucleotides long. It is a transcript of the gene RPS10, whose product is annotated as ribosomal protein S10. The record is from RefSeq and is a predicted model, not a curated record. Bases 105 to 602 code for a protein of 165 amino acids. NCBI's taxonomy places the organism in Eukaryota, Metazoa, Chordata, Mammalia, Diprotodontia, Phalangeridae. Gene Ontology annotation, molecular function: structural constituent of ribosome; RNA binding. Gene Ontology annotation, cellular component: cytosolic small ribosomal subunit. The transcript is spliced from 6 exons.
ACCGGCGGGGUCCUUAGCGAAGCCCGGAAGAGGCGCCGCGCCGCGCAUGCUCUUUCCUUUCUAGCCCGGGCUCCGUCUAGAGCAGCACCCGCCGCACCGCCGAGAUGUUGAUGCCCAAGAAGAACCGAAUUGCCAUCUAUGAACUCCUUUUUAAGGAGGGAGUGAUGGUAGCCAAGAAGGAUGUCCACAUGCCAAAGCACCCCGAGCUGGCUGACAAGAAUGUGCCCAAUCUCCAUGUCAUGAAGGCCAUGCAGUCUCUAAAGUCUCGUGGCUAUGUUAAGGAGCAGUUUGCAUGGAGGCAUUUCUACUGGUACCUCACAAAUGAGGGCAUUCAGUACCUCCGGGAUUACCUUCACCUGCCCCCUGAGAUUGUGCCUGCCACACUCCGAAGAAGUCGUCCUGAGACAGGAAGGCCAAGGCCCAAAGGUCUGGAGGGCGAGCGACCUGCCCGGCUUACUCGGGGUGAAGCUGACAGAGACACAUACAGACGAAGUGCUGCUCCUCCUGGUGCUGACAAGAAGGCUGAGGCCGGGGCUGGGUCAGCAACAGAAUUCCAAUUUAGAGGUGGAUUUGGUCGUGGACGUGGUCAACCUCCUCAAUAGAAACUGUAGAGAUAUGUUUCAUAUUCAAUAAAAUUUGGGAAAAAACAUUA